AUGGACAGAUCUCCCUCCUCCCCCCCAACACCUCCAUCAGGGACAUACCUCCCUCCCUCUCAACACCUCCAUCAGAGACAGCCCUCCCUCACCUCAACACCUCCAUCAGAGACAGCUCUCCCUCCCAACACCUCCAUCAGGGACAGCUCUCCCUCCCAACACAUCAAUGGGACAGACCUCCCUCCCUCCCAACACCUCCAUCAGGGACAGAUCUCCCCCUCCCCCCAACACCUCCAUCAGGGACAGCUCUCCCUCCCAACACCUCCAUCAGGGACAGCUCUCCCUCCCAACACCUCCAUCAGGGACAGCUCUCCCUCCCAACACCUCCAUCAGGGACAGCCCUCCCUCCCAACACCUCCAUCAGGGACAGACCUCCCUCCCAACGCCUCCAUCAGGGACAGGACAGCCCUCCCUCCCAACACCUUCAUCAGGGACAGAUCUCCCCCUCCCCCCAACACCUCCAUCAGGGACAUACCUCCCUCCCUCUCAACACCUCCAUCAGAGACAGCUCUCCCUCCCAACACCUCCAUCAGGGACAGCUCUCCCUCCCAAUACCUCAAUGGGACAGACCUCCCUCCCUCCCAACACCUCCAUCAGGGACAGAUCUCCCCCUCCCCCCAACACCUCCAUCAGGGACAGCUCUCCCUCCCAACACCUCCAUCAGGGACAGCUCUCCCUCCCAACACCUCCAUCAGGGACAGCUCUCCCUCCCCUGAACACCUCCAUCAGGGACAUACCUCCCUCCCUCUCAACACCUCCAUCAGAGACAGCUCUCCCUCCCAACACCUCCAUCAGGGACAGCUCUCCCUCCUAACACCUCCAUCAGGGACAACUCUCCCUCCCAACACCUCCAUCAGGGACAGCUCUCCCUCCCAACACCUCCAUCAGGGACAGCUCUCCCUUCCAACACCUCCAUCAGGGACAGCUCUCCCUCCCAACACCUCCAUCAGGGACAGCUCUCCCUCCCAACACCUCCAUCAGGGACAGACCUCCCUUCCUCCCAACACCUCCAUCAGGGACAGCUCUCCCUCCAAACACCUCCAUCAGGGACAGCCCUCCCUCCCUCCCAACACCUCCAUCAGGGACAGACCUCCCUCCUAA
Pecten maximus is the source of this 1101-nucleotide messenger RNA. RefSeq names its product proline-rich receptor-like protein kinase PERK2. The transcript has 2 exons. Lineage: Eukaryota; Metazoa; Mollusca; Bivalvia; Pectinida; Pectinidae. The coding region runs from base 1 to 1101 and encodes 366 amino acids. The record is from RefSeq and is a predicted model, not a curated record.